AGACCCUUCACACAUCUUAUCCCUUUUGAUGUUGAAAUCUUUGUCCCUCCUCCUGAGACUAUUCAUUUGCUCUGAAGAUAAAAGCUCAGGGGAAAGCUAGGGACUUAAUCACACACCUACAGUUGGAUCAAGAUGCGGUCUGACCCAGCUCUUAUGGCCUCUUUCCUACUGCUGCUGCCCCUGGUGCUUCCAGGACAGCCUCAGGUACAGGGAGAGGAUCUGGUAAGAAGUGUAUUAAGUUCUAUGGAUGAGAGUGGCACUUUCCAGUGUGUGGUCCAUCUACCCAACAGCUCUAUCUUCCUGCAGCAGCUGGAACAGCUACAGAGUACAUUACAGGAGCUCAUUGGCAAGUAUGAACAAGAGCUGUCCAGGGUCAAGGAGUAUGCACAUGUCAUUGAAGAUCAAGACAGCCAGACUCUAGAACUGAGUCACAUGCUGGAGGCCAGAAAUCCUGGUGUCACUCUGUCCCAAUAUGACAACCCAGCCUUCAACCUGCUACGCCUGGAGCUAGAAGGAGCACAGGAGUUGGCAGCCCAGCUUAAGGCCAACGGAGGUGUGAGUGGAGCCUCAGACCUCCUCUAUGAACUGCAGAACCGGGUGACCAAUGCCAGUCUGACCUUGAAGCUUCUGGUUGACUCUGACCGUCAAAGCUUCCAUGCCCUCCAAGAGGAAGUGGACAUCCUUGAGGGCCAACUAAGUGAGUGCGAGAGGGAAAAGGAACAGGAACAAUCCUCCAGACACCCUGGUCCACCUCUGGCUCCUGGUUCCUGUGCUCAUGGAGGCCUGCAGAAAGUGAGCAGACCCCUUGUGGUAAAGCUCAAUUGGAGGGGUUUAUCAUAUAAGGCAGGUGCCUGGGGUCGCGACUCAGCACCCAAUCCAGUUUCUUCCCUUUACUGGGUGGCUCCACUGCGUGCUGAUGGCAGGUACUUUGACUAUUAUAGGCUGCACAAAUCCUAUGAUGACCUGGUACUGCUGAAGCACUAUGAGCAGUGGAAGAUGGGCUAUGGUGACGGCAGUGGCAACACCGUGUACAAGAACUUCAUGUACUUUAAUUACUAUGGCACAAGAUACAUGGCCAAGGUGGACCUUUCCUCCAACACCCUAGUGCUACGACGACCAUUGCCUGGUGCCACCUACAACAACCGCUUCUCAUAUGCUUGUGUGCCUUGGACUGACAUAGAUUUUGCUGGUGAUGAGAAGGGACUGUGGGUUUUCUAUGCCACAGAGGAGAGUAAAGGCAAUCUGGUUGUAAGUCUUCUCAAUGACAGCACCUUAGAAGUUGAGCAAACCUGGUAUACCAGCCAGUAUAAGCCUGCUCUUUCAGGGGCCUUCAUGGCCUGUGGGGUGCUCUAUGCUUUGCGUUCUCUAAGCACUCGUCAAGAGGAAAUAUUUUAUGCUUAUGACACGACCACUGGGCAGGAACACCACCUCAGCAUCCUGUUGGACAAGAUGCUGGAAACUCUGCAUGGCAUCAAUUACUGCCCUUGGGAUCACAGGCUCUAUGUUUAUAAUGAUGGGUUCUUAAUAAAUUAUGACCUUACCUUCCUGACACUAAAGCUGCCAAGCUCUCCCAUGAAAAGGCCUUCUGGGGCUCCAGCUCCAUUCAAACCUAUCAAAUCCAACCAGCCAUCUAGGAUAAGAGACUCCAUGACUCACCAGGGUCCUAUUAGAAAUAUGUUUUCUCCCUCCCCUCUUGAAGGACGAUUCCCUUAAUAACUAUCCCUCCAAAUGAUUGAUUUUGUUUUGUAGAUCAUCAAUAUCUCAGUCGACACAUUAAGGUACUAAUAAUGGCUUGCAAGGACUUGAUUAAGAAACAAAAGACAUUGUUAGCUAGGGAGGGGCUGGCAGGGUAGCUGAGUGCUGGAUCAUGUGUUUAGCAUGUACCAGGCCCUAGAUUCAAUGCUUAGCACAGUAAGUGGGAAGAAAAUGCAUUAUUCAAUCCUUAUCACUGAAAAAAAUAACAAAAAAAAUUAGCUAGAGAGAUGGUGCCCUCUUUUUUUUUUCUGAUGCUUGGUCAUCAUGCUUUAAAACUUCUCAGGAUAGUACCUAGGAUUCUAGGACCAUGUGACCUUUAGUUUUCAGGGUUGAGUGCAUCUGGCUUCAGUAGAGAAGAUCCAUGGAAGUUGGUUUUGAGAGUUGGGUAGAGAAGUUCCCUCUCAGAUCUCCAUACUCUGAAAAGGUUCUGCAGAGAAGGGAGGCAGAAUCUUGGUCUGAAGAUAAAUUCUUUACUGCCCUCAACUGAUCUUAAAUUUGAGUAGGAUUGAAAGAGGCACUUGGGCCUGACUAUGUUCCAGGAUGUCAGUCAGGAUUUAUAGCAUGAGAUAUGGAUGGGAUUGUGGCUCAAGACAUUCUCAAUAAAGGCUUCUUGGUGUG
Messenger RNA from Rattus norvegicus (Norway rat), 2373 nucleotides. Lineage: Eukaryota; Metazoa; Chordata; Mammalia; Rodentia; Muridae. The record is from RefSeq and is a predicted model, not a curated record.